AUUUUUUUACCGAUAUAUUCUCUGAUAUCUUUUUUAAAUUUUGUAUAAUCUGUAGUGCUAUCAACUAGUUUCAAACCACAUUUUGAUUAAAAUAUUCGUAAUGAAGGAAUGCAUGUACAGUUAAUUAAGGAAAUAUAUGUAAAAUAUGGAUUCUAAAAGUGAAAAUUCAAAAAAUAAGAAAACAAGGGUCGAUGAAAAUAAAUCAACGGUAUCCAAGAUAAAAGUUGUCCCUUUGGAAAAAUUAAGAAAUCCGAAAAAUAGUACAUUGCCUUCUCCUACAAGGCAUAGUAGUAGAUCGAAUGCGGGUAAUAAAUUAAAUUCUAUUUUAUCUGCUACACACAAAUUGAGAAAAGAGAAAAUAGAGUCCACUAAAACACCUGAAACGAAAUCUAAAACACCAGAAACGAAAGCUAAAACGCCAGAAACGAGAACUAAAACACCUGGAACGGGGACGAAAGCUAAAAUAUCAGAAACGAAGGCUAAAAUACCGGAAAAUAAUUCACUAAAUUCAGGAAAGACGAAUAUACAAUUUAUUAAAAAAGAACCUAAUGAAGAUCAUACACCUGUAGAAAGUCUUAGAAGCAUAAUAAAACUGGAACCCCUAAGCGAAAAUACAGAAAAUGAAUCAAAUGUAGAUACUACGGGGAGAAAACGAAAACGAAAUGCUACAACGGAAUCUAAUAAUAGCAUUGAAAAUGAACCUAGACGUAAAAGAAAAAUUGAUAACAUAAUAAAGAAGAAAUCGGUUACAUUUGCGAUUGAAACGACAGAAAUUUUAAGUAAAAAUGAUAAUCGAAGAGAAGAAUCAAAUGUGAACAGUGCGAUCACUCCGUACAAAACAAACAUAUCGCCAAUGUCGAAAAAAAAGAAGAGAAAUACAAAGCAGGUAGAAGUUGAAGAUACGCCUUGUGAACAAAUGUACGUGCAUGAUAUGUUGGAGUUAAAUCUUGGUGAAAAUAGUGGAGAUCAGCAACUAACAAGUCAUACGGAUACCGAUGAGGAUUACGUUAUAAAUGAAAUAAAACCUUUAAAAAAAGUUAAGAAAAAAGGACGAAAGGCUAAAAUAGAAGAUGACGACGUACUAUCAUUUGACGAAGAAACUGGACAAGAAUCAAGUAAUAUUAGUUUGGAUAUUAAUUUUGAAAUUGAAGUCGGUGCGGAGAAAAAGGGUAAACGUGGCCGGAAACCUGCAUCUUUUCAAAAAGAAGACACUUUACAACCACCAUUAUACUAUAAAAUGAAAGAUCGACCUGGACGGGGUGUACGAUGUAUCAAAUGUAACACCUUAGUCCCAGAAGCGUUUUGGUUGAGACAUAAUUGUCAAAUGCAUAACAAUCUAGCUUGGAGAGAGGGUGAAACACCUGUGGAUUUAUCUAGUCGGGAGCAAGUAUUUCGACUAUGGAAUCAAGUAAUUAAAAGUCAGUUGCCUUUAAAAUGUGGACGUUGUGGCGAUAAAAAGCUUUCGGCUAUUGGGUUUUAUUCUCACGUUAAAUUGUGUGGUAAAGAUUUAAAUGAGAUUGAAUCACAGCGAACAAGUUGUAAAUUAUGUGGGGCACGUUUCUUGGUUGUAAGCUUAAACGCACAUAUGCAGAAUGUCCAUUAUAAAAAUAAAGAAAAAGAGGAUAAUAACCAUAUUACCACAGAUAAUAUAAUCGACAACGCAAUAAAACGACAAGCUGCUAACAAAGCGUUGAAAAUUUUUAAAACUUUAGACAAAGAAACAGAUAAUAUUACCGAUAUGUACAUGGAUAAUAAACGCGGUGCUAAAGCACCAAGAUAUUAUAUAAAUGUAUGGAAAAAACAAAUUGCAAAUGAAAAAGGUAUGGCAAAAUGUUUUUCACCGAUUUGUGAUUAUCAAACGAAAAUUCUUGAUGAAAUCUUAAAACACUACGAUGAAUGUAAAUUUGCACCACAAAAAGUGUUUACAUGUAAAAAAUGUAAUUACGAAAGUGCGCAAGAAGAUGAAAUUGUUUCGCAUAUAAAAACAGCACAUCCGUGUGAAGAAAAACCCCGUGUGAAAAAAGAGAUAGAUAAAGAAUUCAUUGUAGAAGAGCAUGCUGAUAAUGAAGAACAAGCUAAUGAUAAAAUGCUUAAUCAAGAUCUAGAAAUGUUACGAUUAAAUGAAAGAUAUAUAAAUUCACCGAAAAUUCAAAAACAAUGCUAUAAAUUUGACUUUCUAUUGCAAUCUAAAGAAGCAACAUUACCAAUGUAUUCAUUUUCUGGUAUUAUUUUAUGGACAAGACAAUUCCGAGAAUUGCAUUACUCAAACUUGUUGUUUACGGAAUAUCUAAAAACAAAAUGGUUGCCUGUUGAUAAAUAUCAAAUUGAAAAAUAUUUACCCGAAGUCAAAAAGUCAAUACAUACAUCACAAAUAUUAAUGAGACAACAAAUUCCAGAUAUUCGUACAUAUGAACAUCGAUGGAAAGAAUACAAUUUAUUUGAGACAGACGUUACAUCGAAUAUUGCAACAAUAUUUUGUGGUGGACCUGUAUGUAGUAUGGCAUGGGUGCCGAUGUUGUCAUCCUUAGAUAAAGAGCAAUAUUUAGCUGUAUUUUGUAAACCAAAUAUGAAAGAUUCUUUUAAACUUGGUUACUCAUAUACAGGAGCUGGUUUAAUUCAGAUUUGGAAUUUUGGUGUUUUAAUUAACAAGUCUACAUGUGAAACAACACCUAAGCUGGCAUUGGGAAUUGCACACGAUUAUGGUAUAAUUUGGCAUAUGGAAUGGUGUCCAUCAGGAUGUUAUCAAGAAAAUGAACGGCUUGGUUUACUAGCGUUAGCAACGUCCACGGGAUUUGUUUAUAUUAUUUCAGUCCCUUUCCCGAAUCAAUUAAGUGCUACUAAUACUAAUUUACCAGUUUACAAAACUAAACCAAUAUAUCAAUUAAAACUUCAAGAUAAGACUUCGAAAUUAUUAGGUGAUACUGAAAUGCAAGUUACAAAAUUAAAAUGGAGUAAACAAUCGGGGCAUGAUGUUUUAAUCGCUGGAUAUUCAAAUGGAAUGGUUGCAAUAUGGAAUUUAAAAAAUACAUCACCAUUAUUACACGAAAUUAAAGAUGAGUGUAUACAUUUAUUGCCAUAUGUGUGUUUUCAAGCACAUGCUUCAGCUGUGUUAGUUGUCGAUUUACCAAAUACUAAUGAUGUACGAUGGCUAUUAACUGCAUCCCAUGAUCAACUCACCAAAUUUUGGGAUUUAAAUGAUACGCGAUAUCCAAUUGGCGACUAUAAACGUGGUAUUGUGACCGAUGGAUAUUGGUGUCCCCAUUGGAAUUGUGCUAUUGUAUGCUUUGAUGAUGUUUUAAUGCAAUCUUUAACCGUUACAACUUUAAUAUCAUGCCGUGAUUUUGGCUAUAAACCAGUACCAUUACUUCGAAACAAUUCACCAUGUAAAUGUUUAGCUGUUAAUGAAUGGAUGAAUGGAAUUGCUCAAGGGUCGGUUGCUGGUGAAUGGCAAUUAACAUUUCCAACACAAAUGUUUUAUGGUUUAGAAAAUGAAAAAAAUUUAAGGCAUAGACGUUCACUAGGUGGAUUUACUGAAUAUCUUGAUCGUACUAAAACACCCGAAGAACUAAUAAAAUAUGAUGAAAAGAAAAAGAAAUUAGCAAAAACAGAUUUGCAAGAGUUUUCAAAAUUAUCUGAUGAUGAUAUUGAAGUUUUACCAUUUCUUUAUGAAGAUGCUGUGGAAAAAUAUGGCGUUGUAUUCUGCGAUUUUGAUUUGAGUACAAAAGAUGCGAUACCAAAACAAGCAUUCGAACGGAUUCAUAAUCCGGAGUUAUUAAAAGACUUUCCCUAUGAUAUGUAUCCUAUUAUAUCAUUGAAUAAACUUGCAUGGAAUCCAAACGAAGAUAGUUAUCGAUACAUAGCCAUUGGAUAUGAGGCUGGUUUUGUACGAUUACAAUGUGUUAAAUUUAUGCGUAGUAAAAUUGAUUAACAAGUGGGUAACUUUAACGUUGCAUACAUAAAGUAUGCUUAUAUUAUAAAGACUGAAUCAGGAUAAUCUUUCCACAAAUCAGAGGAAUAUUCUACACACGGAACCAUCAAAUUUUACUAAGAUUAUCGAAUUUAUCUAAAUCGGAAACUAUUGGGAUAUAAGCUAAAACUAAGAACACUUAAUGUUCUUGGCUUAAUAUCUAUCUAUAUUUUAUUAAACGCCUGCUGAAACCAAAUUUAAGCUUGUUAUUGUAGAAUGUUUACUUUACAUAUGGUGUGUUUAUCCUGAUUUCCGGUAAUAUAAAAUAAGGUAUUCUUAUUGUGGGGGCAGUAUCAAGCAGAGGCAAAUCUUGUAUGUACCAAGUUUAUUUAGUUAUUCAAUAUACUCGAGUUUGCGGUCUGAUACAAUUUCUAUUAUGUAUUUAAUCAUUGGGAU
Molecule: messenger RNA, 4363 nt
Organism: Chrysoperla carnea
Lineage: Eukaryota; Metazoa; Arthropoda; Insecta; Neuroptera; Chrysopidae
Exons: 16
Coding region: 146-3928 (1260 amino acids)
Biological process (GO): transcription by RNA polymerase III
Cellular component (GO): transcription factor TFIIIC complex
Molecular function (GO): protein binding
Source: RefSeq, a predicted model, not a curated record